This is a messenger RNA of Cryptotermes secundus, 2422 nucleotides long. RefSeq names its product replication factor C subunit 5 (gene RfC3). Gene Ontology annotation, cellular component: DNA replication factor C complex; nucleus. The record is from RefSeq and is a predicted model, not a curated record. Bases 103 to 1098 code for a protein of 331 amino acids. Gene Ontology annotation, biological process: DNA repair; DNA-templated DNA replication. Gene Ontology annotation, molecular function: ATP binding; DNA clamp loader activity; ATP hydrolysis activity. Lineage: Eukaryota; Metazoa; Arthropoda; Insecta; Blattodea; Kalotermitidae. The transcript is spliced from 9 exons.
CUGUGGUAAGUGGUGGCGCUAGAGUUGACUUGGCGGUUUUAGUUUUUCUGCGUUAAGGACUUUAUUAGAGAAGUGGCUAUAACAAAAAAGUCGUUUGGAACUAUGUCAAAGUCCAAAGGACCUAAUCUACCUUGGGUUGAAAAAUACCGGCCAACGAAGCUAGAUGAUCUAAUUUCUCAUGAAGAUAUAAUUGCAACAAUUAAUAAAUUCAUUAAAGAAGACCAACUGCCUCAUUUAUUAUUUUAUGGGCCACCAGGAACUGGAAAAACAAGCACUAUUCUGGCUUCUGCCAAACAGUUAUAUUCACAAAACCAGAUUAAUUCAAUGGUACUGGAAUUAAAUGCGUCUGAUGACCGGGGAAUUGGUAUUGUUCGUGGUCAAAUCUUAAGCUUUGCAAGCACCAGAACAAUCUUCAACACUGGUUUCAAACUCAUAAUUCUGGACGAAGCGGAUGCCAUGACUAAUGAUGCUCAAAAUGCUUUGAGGCGAAUUAUAGAAAAGUUCACAGAAAAUGUAAGGUUCUGCAUUAUUUGCAAUUACUUGAGCAAAAUAAUCCCUGCAUUGCAGUCACGAUGUACAAGAUUCCGAUUUGCACCACUUACACCUGAGCAGAUCCUGCCAAGAUUGGAAUACGUUAUAGAACAGGAAACUGUAAAUGUAACAGAAGAUGGAAAGAAAGCACUUCUAACACUUGCUCAAGGUGACAUGAGGAAAGCACUAAACAUCUUACAGAGCACAUCAAUGGCAUACAAGGAGGUCACAGAAGAUAAUGUGUAUACAUGUGUUGGUCAUCCUUUGAAGAGUGACAUUUCCAAUAUUGUCAAAUGGUUGCUUAAUGAAGAUUUUUCAUCUGCAUAUAAAAAAAUUCAAGAUAUGAAAACUGCCAAAGGGCUGGCACUCCAGGACAUCUUGACAGAAGUCCAUCUUUAUAUUCAUAGAAUUGAACUCCCUUCACCUGCUCUAGUAGGAUUGAUUAUUAAAAUGGCUGACAUUGAGCAUCGUUUAGCAUCAGGAACAAAUGAAAAUAUCCAGCUCAGUGCCUUGUUGUCUGCAUUUAUUACUGCACGAGACAUGGUGCCUGUGGUUACAGAGAGUUAAUAAGAUGCUUUUUGGAUUGUGUGUCACAAUUUAAUACAUGCAGAUCAAGGUUGAUGUUUUUAUGUUGUGACCUCAUCACCUGUUGAAGGUAGCUGACAAUAUAACUGCAACAUAAUGAUUGGUGAAAUAUCAUUUAGUGUGCUUGGAAAGCAAUAUCUGUGUAUAUAUUGCUUCUGGCAUUCCUGUCUGUGUGUUAGCUGGUACUCUUGUGCUCUGUUUUAGCCUCAAGGAUGAGAACAUGCAGUGCACUGACAGAUAUGUGACUUCUAACAAGUUUUUCAGUAUGAUAAAUUGUUUUAUGGUAUACCAGCUGCAAGAAGCAUUGUGUGUGUGUGUGUUGGGCGUGUGAAAAUUGACACAUCACUUUCUUCUUCUCCCCCUCCUCGUCCUAUGUCUUUAUGGAUCAAAUGAUGGUGCUUGCAUUGACCAUAAAAAUCUGUUUGCUAUAAUUGCUGGUUUUCCAUGAUCAGUGGUCUUCUUGAAGUCUAUUUAUGUGGCCUUCAAACCAGUCUCCUAACUCUUUGGUACUUAGUACAAAGGGCAUAGGUUGGGUAAAAACCUUUACAGCAUUGAGAUGCCAUUAUUCCUCACUGAAGGGCAGGAUAUCAUUUAAAUGGGAAAAAAAUUAUAUUCUGUGGACAUAAGUCAAAAUUUGCAAAAUGUGUCUUCAAGCCCUUUCAUACUGAGCAAUAUAUAUAUAUAUGCAGCAGUCGCUUAACUAUAGUCUAAACUUUCAAGCUGUCACCACUUCACAUCUACUAAAUGAUUUGAAAGGGACAAAUUUUGCAAACAUUGAUUUAAUGUCCAUUAUGUCAGAUCUGUGGAUAAGGAUAACAUUAACAGUGUACAGAAAAUUGUUGCUUUUGCAAAAUAUUGUAUAAAAAUGUUUAUUUAUAAAACAGUAUCAUAUUAAAAUACAUUGCUUUUUCCAAAUACAAGUUUUAUUUAAAUUUUGUGGAAGACAUUUUCAACUCUUCCAGCACAAAGAAUAAUAUGGUAAUUGAACUAAAUGACAGUUUUAACUAAUUUCUUAAGAAACAUAAUUAUCAUUUACAGAACAACUUGAAUGAUUUUCUCUCUGCUUGUAUAUCUUUAGAUUGUAUAUCAUUCUUGCUCUCAUUAAUUUAUUUAGCAUAUGUUGCUGUAAUUGUCAUCACAUUCAUCUUCACUGUAAAGUGUCUCUUUUGAGAGUGGUAAGUGCAGUGACUCUGUCUUGCCACAGUUGGUUACACCUUUCAUGUUAGAAUGUUUUCUAUGGAAAUGUUACUGAAACAGUUCCACUUUUGUAUUGUGAUAUUAUCUCACAAUAAAUAAAUAAAAUAUG